Messenger RNA from Arabidopsis arenosa, 997 nucleotides. The record is from the annotation of a GenBank genome assembly. Lineage: Eukaryota; Viridiplantae; Streptophyta; Magnoliopsida; Brassicales; Brassicaceae.
UCCUUGAGAAAGACAAACACAUUGAAGAGAACUAAUAACAUUUAACUCAACCAAAAAAAUGAGGAAACCAGAGGUAGCCAUUGCAGCUAGUACUCAUCAAGUAAAGAAGAUGAAGAAGGGUCUAUGGUCUCCAGAGGAAGACUCAAAGCUUAUGCAAUACAUGUUAAGUAAUGGACAAGGAUGUUGGAGCGAUGUUGCGAAAAACGCAGGCCUUCAAAGAUGUGGCAAAAGCUGCCGUCUUCGUUGGAUCAACUAUCUUCGUCCUGACCUUAAGCGUGGUGCUUUCUCUCCUCAAGAAGAGGAUCUCAUCAUUCGCUUUCAUUCCAUCCUCGGCAACAGGUGGUCUCAGAUUGCAGCACGAUUGCCUGGUCGGACCGACAACGAGAUCAAGAAUUUUUGGAACUCAACAAUAAAGAAAAGGCUAAAGAAGAUGUCUGAUACAUCCAAUCUCAUCAACAACUCAUCCUCAUCCCCCAACACAACAAGCGACUCCUCUUCUAAUUCCGCCUCUUCUUUGGAUCUUAAAGACAUUAUAGGAAGCUUCAUGUCCUUACAAGAACAAGGCUUCGCCAACCCUUCCUUGACCCACAUACCAAGCAACAAUCCAUUUCCAGCGGCAAACAUGAUCAGCCACCCGUGCAAAGACGAUUUUACCCCUUAUGUAGAUGGUAUCUAUGGAGUAAACGCAGGGGUACAAGGAGAUCUCUAUUUUCCACCUUUGGAAUGUGAAGAAGGUGAUUGGUACAAUGCAAAUAUUAAUAACCACUUAGAAGAGCUGAACACUAAUGGAUCUGGAAGCGUACCUGAGAGUAUGAGACCAGUGGAAGAAUUUUGGGACCUUGACCAGUUGAUGAACACUGAGGUUCCUUCGUUUUACUUCAACUUCAAACAAAACAUAUGAAUAUUUUUACGUCAUCUUAUUCUUUUUUUCUGUUGCGGAUUUAUACUCGAGAUUCUUAGCCACACACAUAAAUGCAAAUAUACAUACAUUGUUAUU